AUGUAUAAAAAUCUUUCAAAACCUUUCAAAUGCAAUUUAAAUGUUAAAUUAUUGAUUUUCAAUAACUUAAGAAAUUAUUUUUAUCAUUGGAAUAAAUUAAAGAGAUUUCUUCAUAAAAGUUCAAAAAAAAACAUUUUUCAUAUAUUAAACAUUUAUAAUAAAUAUGAACUUCUUCAAAAAUUAGAGAAAACUAGUAAAAAUAUAGAAAACAAAAAGGAAAUUUUUGAAACAAAUAAAAAUUACGUGAAAAGUAAAUAUACUCUAAAUGAUUUAAAUAAAUUUGUUUUUGUUAAUGAAAAUAAUAAAAGCAAGGAAGAAAAAAUAAAUAAAAGUGAAUCAAAAAAUAAUAAAUAUCCCAUUUUAAAUGAUGAUGAAAUAAAGUUAGAAAAAUUAUUAAAAAAAAGAAACAUUAAAAAAAGCAUAAUAACAAUAACUGAAGAAGCUAAAAAAGAGAUAAAAAAAAUAAUUGAGAAUAAUAAUAAGGAAAAUAAAAAUAAUAAUCAUGUUUUAAAAUUAUAUUUUAUUACUAAAGGAUGUAAUGGGUUAACACAUUCUUUUAAUUUUGUUGACAAAAAUGCUAUUAAUAAAGAUGAUGAAAUCAUAUAUGAUGAUCACAAAACCAUACUUCUAGUAAUUGAUAAUAAAUGUGUUUUAUAUGUUAUCAAUACAAUACUUGAUUAUUACAAAGAUGAUUUAACAGAAAAAUUUAUUUUCAAAAAUCCAAAUAUAACAUCUAUUUGCCCUUGUGGAACUAGUUUUCAUUUUUCAAAAAAACAAUAA
This is a messenger RNA of Plasmodium gallinaceum, 780 nucleotides long. RefSeq names its product iron-sulfur assembly protein, putative (gene IscA2). Gene Ontology annotation, cellular component: cytoplasm; mitochondrion. The coding region runs from base 1 to 780 and encodes 259 amino acids. The transcript has a single exon. Gene Ontology annotation, biological process: iron-sulfur cluster assembly. NCBI's taxonomy places the organism in Eukaryota, Apicomplexa, Aconoidasida, Haemosporida, Plasmodiidae. The record is from RefSeq and is a predicted model, not a curated record. Gene Ontology annotation, molecular function: 2 iron, 2 sulfur cluster binding.